Molecule: messenger RNA, 1926 nt
Organism: Rattus rattus (black rat)
Lineage: Eukaryota; Metazoa; Chordata; Mammalia; Rodentia; Muridae
Gene: Pdzk1
Product: PDZ domain containing 1
Exons: 8
Coding region: 1-1599 (532 amino acids)
Biological process (GO): protein localization to plasma membrane
Cellular component (GO): apical plasma membrane
Molecular function (GO): protein-membrane adaptor activity; signaling receptor binding
Source: RefSeq, a predicted model, not a curated record
AUGGAUUUAUCUGUUUUUAUCACAGAAAUGGCCUCCACCUUCAACCCCAGAGAGUGUAAAUUGUCCAAAAAAGAGGGGCAGAACUAUGGCUUCUUCCUCCGCAUUGAGAAGGACACUGACGGUCACCUGGUCCGGGUGAUUGAGGAGGGGAGCCCAGCAGAGAAGGCAGGGCUCCUAGAUGGCGACAGAGUGCUCAGGAUCAACGGUGUCUUUGUUGACAAGGAAGAGCAUGCACAGGUGGUGGAUCUGGUCAGAAAGAGCGGGAAUUCAGUGACUCUGCUGGUUCUGGAUGGAGACUCCUAUGAGAAGGCUGUAAAACAUCAGGUGGACUUGAAAGAACUGGAUCAAAGCCCGAGGGAACCAGCUCUGAAGGAAAAGAAACCCGACCUUGGGAUGAAUGGAGGGGUGGAGACGUGUGCCCAGCCACGGCUCUGCUACCUGGUGAAGGAGGGCAACAGCUUUGGCUUCUCUCUGAAAACUAUCCAAGGUAAAAAGGGCGUGUUCCUGACUGAUAUAACACCUCAGGGCGUGGCCAUGAAAGCUGGUGUUCUGGCUGAUGAUCACUUGAUUGAAGUGAAUGGAGAAAAUGUAGAAAACGCCAGUCAUGAGGAAGUGGUGGAAAAGGUGAAAAAGUCAGGAAGCCGUAUCAUGUUCCUCCUUGUGGACAAAGAAACUGCCAGGUGCCAUAGUGAGCAGAAAACACCGUUCAAGAGGGAGACAGCCAGUUUGGAACUGCUACCCCACCAGCCCCGGGUAGUAGUGAUCAAGAAGGGCAGCAAUGGCUACGGUUUCUAUCUGAGGGCAGGCUCUGAACAGAAAGGUCAAAUCAUCAAGGACAUAGAACCUGGAAGCCCAGCGGAGGCAGCUGGCUUGAAGAACAAUGACUUGGUAGUUGCUGUCAAUGGCGAGUCUGUGGAAGCUCUUGAUCAUGACGGUGUGGUGGAAAUGAUUAGAAACGGUGGAGACCAGACUACUCUGUUGGUGCUGGACAAGGAGGCAGACAGAAUCUAUAGCCUGGCUCGUUUCUCUCCACUUCUCUACUGCCAAAGUCAAGAACUGCCUAAUGGUUCUGUGAAGGAAGCCCCAGCUCCCAUCUCUGCUCCUCUGGAGGCCCCAGGCUCAGCUACCACAGAGGACUCGGGGGAUCAUAAACCCAAGCUCUGCAGGCUGACUAAAGAGGACGAUAGCUACGGCUUUCACCUGAACGCCAUUCGGGGCCAGCCAGGCUCCUUUGUCAAGGAGGUACAGCAGGGUGGCCCUGCUGACAAGGCAGGGCUGGAGAAUGAGGACAUCAUCAUUGAAGUGAAUGGGGAGAAUGUGCAAGAUGAACCCUAUGACAGAGUGGUGGAGAGAAUCAAGAGCAGCGGGGAGCACGUCACUCUGUUGGUCUGUGGAAAGGUGGCCUACAGCUAUUUUCAAGCUAAGAAAAUCCCCAUCCUUUCUUCCUUGGCGGACCCCCUGGUGGCUGGUCCUGAUGCAAAAGGAGAGACGGAGCAUGACUCAGCAGAGUCCACGCAAGACUCCUCCCACCCAGCAAGAGACCGAGCUCUCAGCGCAGCCUCCCACUCGUCUUCCAACUCUGAAGACACGGCGAUGUGAGGAGAACAAACGACGCUUCCCCUCGUGGUCUGAGGAAGGAGCCCCUCGGACCCUGCCAGACCUCCUCAGAACCAUCAGUCCCUGACCGAAACUGCGGACUGUCUGUCUGUCUGCUGCUGUAAGGGCUGCUACUGCAGGCUGCUUAUUUAUGCUCAGCUUAGCUGGAGGGAGGGCUGGGUUCCAGUUCUUUCUAUGUGGUAUCUUCCAACGUGCAACUUUUCACUUCUGUUGAUGAAACUCUGAUGAAACGUCUUACUUCUGUGGGCUUGAGCACUGGGAUGAUUCGUUUGUGUCUUGUGAGUGAUGAUGAUUAAAGUACCCAGCAGA